Messenger RNA from Haemonchus placei, 681 nucleotides. The record is from the annotation of a GenBank genome assembly. Lineage: Eukaryota; Metazoa; Nematoda; Chromadorea; Rhabditida; Trichostrongylidae.
AUGAGAUAUCCGAACCUCAACGCAAGCGUUUGGAAUGUAAAUGCUAUGUUUGUUGAUCAAAUGUUGAGCUUGAAGUCCCUGACAUGGCAGACAUGUCUGUGUACCUUGUUCUGCAUGGCGAUCGUCUGCGCAAUUUUCAUCCAAAAUCCUAUAUCCGUUAUCAUGGCGACUACUGCGAUUGCAUCAAUCAGCCUCGGUGUUAUGGGAUACCUCUCAUUCUGGCAUCUUGACCUCGAUCCCGUUUCUCUUUGUGCUGUACUGAUUAGCAUCGGCAUGGCCGUCGACUUCGUUGCUCACACAACCUACCACUAUCAGCUAUCAUACCGUGAAGCUGUUAGGAAAGGGCAAGAGGUACGAAUCGAUCUUGACACACCGUACAGCAGAAUACGGCACACAAUCAGCAACAUUGCUUGGCCAAUGUCACAAGCCGGCAUUUCUACUGUUAUUUGCAUCCUUCCCAUCGUCGUUCUACAGAACUACAUACCGUUGGUAUUUGUUAAAACCAUAACUCUAGUGGUUAUUUGGGGGUUAUGGCAUGGAUUGGUGCUCUUGCCUGCAUUUCUUUCUCAGAUUCCAUUACGCCUUCUGAACUUCAACUGUUAUCGGGUCUUGGUAAACGCUCGAAAUGAAGUCGCUGGUCAGGAAAUGUUGCUCCUCGAUGGUGACGCCAUUCGUUCAUGA